UUGCAGCGGAAAGCUGGUACAGAUCGGUAAUUACCUCUGUCCAUCAAGACCCGAAGCUAGCUUGCUGAUUGAGUCCAGAAUAUGCAUUGAACGCAGUUAACCAGGGCGUAACUGCCCUCGGAAUCAAAGGUACAGCUACUCGCCCCACCCACGCCUUACAACAUCGAUCAACUGCAUACGUCUAGCUACUGACAAUUAACUAGCCACAAACGGAAUUGUCCUGGCUACUGAAAAGAAAUCCUCCUCGCCCCUGAUCGAUCCCCCCUCUCUCUCCAAAAUCUCCCUGAUCACACCAGAUAUCGGCAUGGUCUACGCGGGCAUGGGCCCCGACUACCGUGUGCUCGUCGACAAGGCACGCAAAGUUUCUCACACGGGAUACAAGCGCAUCUACAACGAAUACCCCCCAACCCGGAUAUUAGUGCAGGAUGUUGCCCGUGUCGUGCAAGAGGCGACCCAGUCCGGCGGUGUCCGACCGUAUGGUGUCAGUCUACUGAUUGCCGGCUGGGACGAGGGAAUCGAGCCCGAGGCUGAGCAGACUGAGCAGAAGGAAAGCGAGGACGAGCCCAAGAAGGCGACUGGGAAGACAGGCGGUAUCCACAAGGGUGGCCCUAGCUUGUACCAGGUCGACCCUAGCGGCAGUUAUUACCCAUGGAAGGCCACGGCGAUUGGCAAGCAUGCCACGAGUGCGAAGACAUUCCUGGAGAAGCGUUACACUGAGGGGCUCGAGCUUGAAGAUGCGAUCCAUAUUGCGCUGUUGACCUUGAAGGAGACAAUCGAAGGCGAGAUGAACGGGGACACAAUAGAAAUUGGUAUCGUUGGGCCCCCCGCCGAUCAUCUGCUGGGGUUCGAAGGUGUCGAAGGGGCGCGUGGCCCCCGGUUCAGGAAGUUGACCAAAGAGGAGAUCGAGGACUAUCUGACCAGUCUAUGAUUUAUUCGUUGAUGCCGAUUUCCAUAUUUGAUCCUCGUCGAGCCUUGU
Aspergillus ochraceoroseus IBT 24754 is the source of this 976-nucleotide messenger RNA. It is a transcript of the gene pre8, whose product is annotated as proteasome core particle subunit alpha 2. The transcript has 2 exons. The coding region runs from base 305 to 928 and encodes 207 amino acids. NCBI's taxonomy places the organism in Eukaryota, Fungi, Ascomycota, Eurotiomycetes, Eurotiales, Aspergillaceae. Gene Ontology annotation, cellular component: proteasome core complex, alpha-subunit complex; proteasome core complex. The record is from RefSeq and is a predicted model, not a curated record.